Molecule: messenger RNA, 4196 nt
Organism: Rhineura floridana
Lineage: Eukaryota; Metazoa; Chordata; Lepidosauria; Squamata; Rhineuridae
Gene: RIPOR1
Product: RHO family interacting cell polarization regulator 1
Exons: 22
Coding region: 282-3275 (997 amino acids)
Source: RefSeq, a predicted model, not a curated record
GGAUUCUCCCCUCGGUAUUAAGAGCGGAGGGAAAACGCCGCCCUCCUAGCGAAGUUCUUCUCUCGCCUCCACGCUCUUUCCCGGAGGAAGACGCUCCUCCCCCCCCAUGCUCCGCCCGACGCUUCGUCCUGCGCCGGCUCCUCCCCGUCUUGUUCCCGUGCGGCUCGGGUGGCUGGCUGCGGGACGGACGAGCUGUGGUGGGGCGUCUGGAUUGCGACGGGGCGGAUGACCGGCGGGGGCUCAGUUAGCAGCCAUGGAGUCCCUCCAGGUGGAGCUCAACCAUGUCGCUCUCAGUGCGGCCCCAGCGACGCAGCCUGGUGGUCAGGAUCAAUAGGAGCCAUUCGUUUGCUGGCGUCAACUCCAUUCAGGACAAGCCUUUCAGGAAUUUCCCUGCAUUCAGCACCCCGACGGUCUCCAGGAAGUCUGGCUCCAGAGUCAGUAGGAUGUUUUCAAUGUCCCACAAAUCCCCUCCCCCCAAGGUGCCCCAGCCAGAACGACUCGAUGAAGUGUACGAAGCCCUGAAGAAGGGACUGACCGCUUAUCUGGAGGUGCACCAGCUGGAGCUGGAAAAGUUGAGCACUCAAAUCCGCGAGUCCAAAAGGAAUUCUCGAUUGGGUUUUCUUUAUGACCUUGAUAAGCAAGUCAAGUCAAUUGAGCGGUUUCUGCGCCGUCUAGAGUUCCACGCUAGCAAGAUAGAUGAGCUCUACGAAGCCUACUGCAUCCAACGACGGCUUCGGGAUGGAGCCCACAACAUGGUCAAGGCCUACACAGCUGGUUCACCCGGCAGCAAGGAGGCACGCGAGAGCUUGGCCGAAGCCAGCAAGGGCUACAAAGAGUACACAGAGAAUAUGUGUCUGUUGGAGAGUGAACUGGAGAGCCAGUUGGGGGAGUUCCACAUCAAGAUGAAAGGAUUGGCUGGCUUUGCUAGGCUCUGUGCUGGCGACCAAUACGAGAUCUUCAUGAGGUACGGGCGCCAACGGUGGAAGCUGCGGGGCCGCAUUGAGGCAAACAGCAAGCAAGUGUGGGACAGUGAGGAGAUGAUUUUCCUGCCCCUCAUUACAGAGUUCCUCUCCAUCAAGGUAACAGAGCUCAAGAGUUUGGCCAGUCAUGUGGUGGUGGGGAACGUCUCUUGUGAGACCAAGGACCUGUUUGCUGCGCUGCCCCAGGUUGUGGCUGUGGAUAUCAACGACCUGGGCACCAUCAAGCUGAGCCUGGAGGUGAACUGGAACCCCUUCGACAAAGAGGACCAGCCAUCAUCUGCCAGCACCGUAACUAAGACUUCCACGGUCAACAAGAGAUUUUCCUCAUACAACCAGAGCCCACCCGAUACACCCUCCAUGCGUGAACAGGCAUUUUAUAACAUGUUGCGGCAGCAGGAGGAGCUUGAGAACGGGGCAGCCUGGUCCAUCUCUUCAGAGUCUUCAGACGAUUCCUCCAGCCCGCAGCUCUCUGGAAGCGCCCGGCACACACUGCCCAGGCCUAUCGUGCAACCGGCAGUACAGGCUGCUGCGCCCGCCAUAGAAAUUGCCUUCACGCACCCUGAGGACAAAGAGCCGCCAGCCCUUCGAGAGGAGGUGGCCGUGGCUAAUGGGCACGUGCCCUAUGCCCGGACUCUUAGCCAGAUCAGUGAGGCCAGUGUGGACCUGCCAGUGGCAGAGGACAAAGAGUGCACUGUCCCCAGAGACUCGAGUCCCAGGGAGCUGCCUCCCCUGGAAACGAACUCCUUGCCCCAAAGUACGGGCUCGAUGCUGGACACUCAGAUCUGCGAGGCUGGAGAACCGGAGGCUGAGCCGGAUGGAGCCGCUCCCGUUGAAGAAGAGAGUGAGGACACUGCCUGCUCAGCCCAGGAGGCUCAACAGCCUAAGCCUUCAUUAAGCCUGCCAAUCCCAAAGGAGCCAGCAGGGGUCUUGGAGGCACCAAGGCCCAAGCCUGUGGACUGUGGCCUGGAGGAGGCCAUCAGCUUGCUGGCCUCUGCUCUGGACGACUACCGGGGCCAGUUCCCUGAGUUACAAACCUUGGAGCAAGAGCUCAAGCACCUAGAGGAGAUUCUCUUGCAAAAGCAGGGUGUGUGUUUGAGCCGGGCCUCCAGCACCAGCCUGACAGUGGAGCACGCUCUUGAGAGUUUCAGCUUCCUCAAUGCUUCUGAUACAGAAGAUUCGGAUGACGACGGGAAGGCUAGCAGUGCACAGCAGUGCACAGGCAGGGUACCCGGAACAAGCGAGGCUGUUGCUGAAGACACAGCUGGGUGCUUGAGCUCAGAGGGUGGCUCAGAGCCCAUGAGCACCGGCAAUGAGUUCCUCGACAGGGCUUUGGUCCUGCAUCUGAACCAUUGCAACCACUUGCUGCUGAAACUGGGCAAUUUUGGGCCCCUCCGCUGCCGGGAAAUGUAUGCACUUGACAGGCUGGCAAGGGAAGCACAGGUCCUGGAGACGGCCUGCCGCCUAGCAGAGGAGCGAGCAGGGACAGCCAGUUCUGCUGAGGAAGUGGUACAGUUUUCUACAUGGAAGGAGGGAGCAUUGCCCUUCUGGGACAGCUGUAUGACCAUCCCUAAUAUAUACACCUGCCCUGUAGAAAAGUUCCUGCAGACACUCAAUUCCCAGUAUGCAUCACGAAUCAACGAACGCCAGCAAGGCCUGGCAGAUCCAGUGUGUGUGAAGCUGGUGGAGGAGCUUCUGCAGCGCAGACUGCCCAGGCGCCAGGGGAGCUGCCAGGCUGAGCAGGUCACCCUCUUCCAGUACUGGAGCCACUUUGAGGCUCUGCCCAUCUUGACGCUGGACUCUUACAUCCUGGAGUUGGCGGAGGAAGUGUUGCUAGCACAGAACCUGAACUCUGAUGACCAAGAUGUGGUCCUGAAGGCUCUGAAACGUGUUCCCGAGAGCCGGCUCCGUAAGGAUGGGUUGAAAGCCUUGAGCCUGCUUCUUGUUGAAGGAAACAGCAAGGUUGUUGGGGCUGUGUCAGCCCAGUUGCGCAACCUUUCAGAGAACCCUGGCUUCCGGGAACGGGCCCUGGUUUGUUACCUAGAGCAGCUGGAGGAUGAAGAGGUGCAAAUGCGGAUCGCAGCCUGUGCAGCUCUGGGCUGCCUUAAGGCCAAGGAGAGUAUUGAACAGCUGGUGUACUUGUGCCAAACUGACAAAGAGGCCGUGCGAGAGGCAGCCAAACAGAGCUUGAUGCUGUGUGGAGAAGAUGGAAAAUCUGCUCAUCGACGGCUAGAAGAGUCUCUUGACAGUUUGCCACGGAUCUUUGCCCCAGGGAGCAUGGCCAGCACUGCGUUCUGAAGAGUGCCACCCCAGCUGACCUGCCAGAUGCUUUGUGGACACAGACUUUGCAUGCCACAGAACUUCAACAAAGUCACGCAGACUGGGGUCAGUCCAGUGUGCCAUACAGUGGGCAACUCUUUGCCCUUAGGCACACACACACACUGCAGUAUUAGCACCACCUGCAUGCUGUCUUAUGCGGAGGAUGCCUUUUCCUAGCUCCACUGGCUGCUUCACAUCUAGAACUAAUGUGAGCAGAUGGCAUUGAGAGAGAUCCCUGUUUGUUUUUUCUACAGGACCCUACUGGGCUGGGGGAUCGAGCCUUUGGCUCUCUGCCAUUCACCCUCAUCAACAUGCCCCUUUCUGAAGAAAAACAAUUGAGCCUUAUGGCCGUGGCAGAAAGUCCUCAGUUGCUGAAGCCAUCUCUCAUUUGAGAUAAGCUUGGAAAAACUUUUGUGUAUUCUUGAAGUCCUACUUAGUGUUCAGCCUGUUCUCAUCUUGCCCGUGUCCUCCACCCUUUGGGGCUGUGAAUACUGCAGGAAAUUGGGACCAGGUAUAUUCCACUACUGAUGGACUGAAAAUUCCUCUCUCAGUUAUGAGAGCCGUGGGGAGAGAAAACACAAAGAUUACAGGAGGGAUUUUUCCACCACCACCCCAGUGCAAGAGGGGGAAAGGAGAGAUUGUUUUAACAGUGGUGCUGCAGAAGACGGAAGCACACAGAUAGGCAGACAAUGCCACUUCUUGGACAAUUUUAUUAUUUUUAAUUUACACAUUGGGGGGGUUGGCUGCAGACAAAUAAAAGCAAAAAGUCCCUUUUCUAUAAAAUCCUUAUAAAUUUAUCUGUAUAUCUACAUAGAUAUAUAAAUAUAUAUAAUGUAAUUAUCAAGAGGUUUGGCUAAUUUUGACUUUAAACCUGAAAUAAAAAUAAGUUUGCGCAAGUAA